This is a messenger RNA of Centruroides sculpturatus (bark scorpion), 719 nucleotides long. RefSeq names its product sphingomyelin synthase-related protein 1-like. Gene Ontology annotation, biological process: ceramide biosynthetic process. The record is from RefSeq and is a predicted model, not a curated record. The transcript has 4 exons. Gene Ontology annotation, cellular component: endoplasmic reticulum membrane; Golgi membrane. NCBI's taxonomy places the organism in Eukaryota, Metazoa, Arthropoda, Arachnida, Scorpiones, Buthidae. The coding region runs from base 72 to 719 and encodes 215 amino acids. Gene Ontology annotation, molecular function: sphingomyelin synthase activity; ceramide cholinephosphotransferase activity.
AGCCUGAGGUUUGGAAAACUAUCGUGGGUGUGUUAUAUUUUGUCGUUGUCACGUGGAUAACUGCAAUAGUUAUGGUGAUUGUACAUGAUCGAGUUCCUGAUAUGCAAACAUAUCCACCAUUGCCGGACAUAUUCCUUGACAAUGUACCACUUAUUCCUUGGGCAUUUGCAAUUUGUGAAUUUACUGGCGUCCUAUUAUUUAUUAUUUGGUGUUGCAUUCUAAUCUUCCAUAAACACAGGUUUGUUUUAUUACGACGUAUGUUUUCCUUAUUUGGCUCUGUGUUUCUACUUCGUUGUAUAACAAUGCUUAUUACAUCACUUUCUGUACCAGGAAGACAUUUGGAAUGUAAAGCAAGGGUACGGAUUGUUUUUAGUAAUGAGCCAAGUAGUAAUUGGUGGGAGAAAAUUCAGACAGCAUUUUUAAUUUGGCAAGGUGGAGGAAUGUAUAUAAAAGGUGUUAGAACUUGUGGAGAUUACAUGUUUAGUGGUCAUACUGUUGCUUUAACACUUUUUAACUUUUUUAUUACUGAAUGUAAGUUAUGCAUUUAUAUUAUCAUUAUUAAUUUCCCAAAAAUGCCUGACUUCCUCAUGUUGGAAGUAUGGCGUGAUAUUAGAACUAUACCAUUGGUGGACCAAGGAGCAUAUAAAGGUGAAGGGCCACCUUCGAACAGUGCCAAAUCGUUGAUCUACCAAACUCGCUACUCCAUCUCUAGAUGUUAA